Messenger RNA from Carassius gibelio (silver crucian carp), 4380 nucleotides. RefSeq names its product potassium voltage-gated channel subfamily KQT member 4. The record is from RefSeq and is a predicted model, not a curated record. Lineage: Eukaryota; Metazoa; Chordata; Actinopteri; Cypriniformes; Cyprinidae. The transcript has 14 exons. Bases 1327 to 3372 code for a protein of 681 amino acids. Gene Ontology annotation, biological process: potassium ion transport; transmembrane transport. Gene Ontology annotation, molecular function: voltage-gated potassium channel activity. Gene Ontology annotation, cellular component: membrane.
GAAAACAUAACCCGUUCAUCUAAAUCUGGUGGAGGUGCCAGUCAUCCCUCCCUCUGCUCGAGACUAUCCUGCUCUCACUUUCAUCAACAUCUCGCUGCGCGCAGCACGUGCCGGUUACGCACUCUCUCCGUCCACACCACCGAGCUUCUCGGACUCUACGAUAUGAUACACGGACUUUUGGGACAGUGUUGAAAUGACCGAACCUCGGGCACGACUUUGAGUCCAUCUCUCACGGACCGGCUGCGCUCCUCCCCAAAGAACCAGAAUGAGUUUCGCGCUCCGGAGGGGGAAUACCGGGCAUGUCGUUUACUUCUAAACGGUUCUGCUGUGUGCUUAGACAAUAUAUGUCAGGAAACCUCCAGUAAUGGGAUGCGUUGGGCUUUUUUGUGCCGCUGGAUGUGUUCCAAAACUUUUGAGUUAUUAAUUCGCACGUUAGUGUCUCACCAUGAAGUGCUCAUCGUCCAGUUACGAUUUAAGAUGAAAAUUGAGCUGAAAUAUUCAUAUCAAUGUAAAAACAGGUCUUUAUCGGACUGUGAUUAUAGUGACCUUAACUGAAUAGUAAUAACACGUGGACGCGAUCUGUGAGGCUUUUCAACUGUUUCACCUGAGUAAGCCACGUUUAUUCACGUAGGUUGUUAGAAUGAACAUUUCGUCUUUUAAAGGGAUUAAAUGUUUAAUUAGUAAUUAAGUUAAAUGUCCUAAUACGUUAUUUUAUUAUUUUGUUGAUUAAAAAAAUAUUUUUUGUUUGGAAGUGAUUAUUUAGAGUAAGUUUUGGUGUAUAUUAAAGAUCAUUUUUAACCGGUAUUCACAGUUUUCUAAUUGAUCAGUUAUCGGUUUAUUAACAUCGAGCCCACCGAUAAAUUCUAGUAGUACUCUAAAAUAAGCAUUCAUUUUUAUGGUUAUUUGCAGAAAUUAUUUAACUUUGUAUGUAACAGAUGUUCUUUCAUAAGUGGAGUGUCAAUAUAUUUUGUUUGUCAAGAUUAGAUUCGAAUUUAAAUUUUAAUGGUUAUCUUUGCAACCAAACUGCUUAAGGAAAUGUAUUAUUAUUAAUAAUAAUACAAAAUCACAGCAUGAAUUAUUAUUAAUCAUGCGUCAAUAUUAAUUAUAUUAUUAAUAAUACUGUUGUGUUUUUAUUGUAGUUGAUAACUAUUUUGCUAUCAUUGUGUUCAGAAUUUAUCAGAAUUUAAAAAACAAACAGUUGUGCAAAUCAGCUAUAGGACAUUUAAACAAAUACAAAUAAUUGUUAUCGGUCAUUAGGAAAAAACAAAUAAUAUCGGUCAAUCUCUACUGUAUAUGGUGCACUAGUUUGCGUGUGUAAGCACAAAAAUGUUGGGUAGCCCUUCAAAUAAUGGAGGCAUUAGGAUGCUGGCCCCCCCUGCACCCAAUGAUGACAGGCGGGUUGAGUUUGUGGCUCUCGGAGCUGUUCACACUGAAAGAAGCGAGCCGUCGAGCCCGGAGCGCGGACACCCAUCUCACCGCACCGGCUUACUGGGCACACCGCUGCCAGUGCCACCGGGCCCAAGGGCGACCCCUUCUGCCUCCAGCAAAAGCUACAGAAAGUUACAGAACUACCUGUACAAUGUGCUCGAGAGACCCAGAGGAUGGGCAUUUAUCUAUCAUGCCUUCAUUUUUCUCCUAGUGUUCAGCUGUCUGGUGCUUUCUGUUUUCUCCACCAUUCCAGACCAUCAUAAAUUUGCCAACGAGGCGCUCUUCAUCCUGGAGUUUGUGAUGAUCGUGGUUUUUGGGCUGGAGUACUUUGUGAGGAUCUGGGCGGCCGGAUGCUGCUGCCGGUACAGAGGAUGGCAGGGUCGGCUACGGUUCGCCAGAAAGCCCUUCUGUGUCAUAGACUUCAUUGUCUUGGUGGCAUCACUGGCAGUGAUAGCAGCGGGCACACAGGGAAAUAUCUUCGCCACAUCUGCUCUGCGCAGCAUGCGGUUUCUGCAGAUCUUACGCAUGGUGCGCAUGGACCGCCGGGGAGGAACCUGGAAGCUACUGGGCUCUGUGGUGUACGCUCACAGCAAGGAGCUGAUCACAGCCUGGUACAUUGGCUUCCUGGUGCUGAUCUUUGCCUCAUUCUUGGUCUAUUUGGCUGAGAAGGAGGAUAACCAAGAAUUUUCCACUUAUGCUGACUCCCUCUGGUGGGGAACAAUCACCCUCACUACGAUCGGAUACGGAGACAAGACACCGCGUACCUGGCAAGGUCGGCUUUUAGCGGCUUGUUUUGCUCUGCUAGGAGUAUCUUUCUUUGCCCUGCCAGCUGGCAUCCUGGGCUCAGGUUUUGCUCUCAAAGUGCAGGAGCAGCACCGGCAGAAACACUUUGAGAAGAGGAGGACACCCGCUGCCAACCUCAUACAGGCUGCAUGGCGUCUCUACUCUACAGAUGCUCAGCACUCAUAUCUCACAGCCACCUGGUAUUUCUAUGACAGUAUGCUGCCGUCCUUCAGAGAACUGACAUUACUGUUCAGUCACCUCCAACGGCAGCGUAGCACCAAGAAGGUUCUUCACAACUCCUACCACACCCUGCUGUCGGGGCUCCGGCCGUAUAGCUCCCCCUACCUGUCCGGGGACAGUGGGAAGAUUGGCUUCCGUGAUCGAAUUAGGAUGAACAAUUCACGCUCCUCUCAGGCUAUCCGGAGCAAGGCUUCUCCUUUGCCCCCAGGUAAUGUGCGGCGCUCUCCCAGCACGGAGAACAUUCCAGAAGCCACCAGCCCCGGCAAGGUCCAGAAAAGCUGGAGCUUCAAUGAUCGGACUCGAUUCCGUACUUCUCUCCGCCUAAAACCACGUCCAGCUGCAGAUGUUGAGGGAGUCGGAGAAGAGCACACAGAGGACAAAUCUUACUGUGAUGUCGCCAUGGAUGAUGUGAUUCCAGCAGUGAAAACCCUAAUUCGAGCUGUUAGGAUCCUUAAAUUCCUUGUGGCCAAGAGGAAAUUUAAAGAAACCCUGCGACCAUAUGAUGUAAAAGAUGUGAUUGAGCAGUACUCAGCAGGACACCUCGAUAUGCUGGGCAGAAUCAAAAGCCUGCAGACAAGGGUGGAUCAGAUCAUUGGCCGUGGUGCUAUUCCAUCAGAUAAAAAAGUGAGGCCUGAAAAAGGGGAGAAAACUCCUCCUGAACUGGAACAGAUGGAUGAAUUAAGCAUGAUGGGACGUGUGGUGAAAGUGGAAAAGCAGGUGCAAUCAAUCGAAAACAAGCUGGACCUGCUCUUGAACUUCUACACCCAGUGCCUGAAAAAGGGCUCAUCCCACUUCACUCUGUCAUCCCUGCUGGAACCUGACUUGACCUCUGACUACCACAGUCCCACUGAUCAACACGACCUGUUCCCCUCUGCAAACACCCUUAAUAUCUCCCACUCAGACAGUGGUAACAUGGAAUGACCCCCAGAAACACCUGGCACCAGUCCCACUCUGACUGUAGCAUCAGGGCCACUCAUCCAACGGCUAAAUACCUCCCUAAACUAACCUAGCACAGUUCCUCUAAACAACUGCUGUUUCCUUGCAUGGGUUCAUCCUUUGCAUAGAGGAUGGUGGCUUCUUGUCAAACUUCCAGACUUUUCCUUGCAGACUAUGCCCUGAUGUUUCACAAUAUCUGUUUUUUUACAUGCCUGUAGUAACAGUCUUUCUUCUUUUUAUUUUAUUUGAACUGAUUCAGGAAAGUUUUAGAGAAAUAUUCUCACAUGGAUGAAUAUAUUAUUGAAGUUUUGUUGAACAUUUGGACUUCUUUCAGUACAUGUCAGAGUCUUAUCUGAAGUGGUCUUCCAAAAUAUGAUGGGAAGAAUCUCUUGACUGCUUGAUGGUAAUUCUUUCCGGAGGUCUUUGUGCCAAUAUCGUUUCUUGCUUUUAUUGAAUUUUUGAUAAUCAAUAGGCCCCAAGAGCAAUUCUAUUUUUCUGUCUGUAAUUUUUUUCUAAGAAGUCAGGGCACUGUGAACUGAAUUAGAUUUUUGGACUCUCCUUCUCGGCCUUGACCUUACACUUUGGCCUGAUGCAAUAGACUCCUUGUGCCACAAGAAGUCGUUGAGCUUCUAAUGAAUGUACUGCAUCAAGUACUUUUCCUUUAUUUAUCACUACCAUGUCCCUCUAUGAAAAUGGCAUCACAGAUUGCUGUAAAGAACAGCAUGAUGGACUGACAGAACAUGUUUCCACCAAAGCAUCAUCUCCUGUCAUUUUGAUCUUGCAUGGUUCUUCUUGAGACUUCAGGAAGGAAGGAACUUCCAAAUGUUAGACCCUCAGGUUUCCUUCCACACAUCGCAGAGUCUAUUUGGCUUAUUGGGUCCUUCUCUUCUGCGAUAGCACCCUGCCACUGUACCAUUGCUCAGAAGCCCACUGUGCAAAAAAAAAAAAAAAUAUUCAGAUAAAUAAUAGCCAGCAUUAAAAUGCAUGUAUAUA